AUCCAGUGUAAAAGCAUCGCUGGGUUUCUCGGUUUCUCUCAUCUUCAACACUUCUCUGGUGAAUGUAAAUGAUGGAAACACUGGUGACGUUCCUCCUCAUGGGAUCUCUGAUACAAGGUGUUUUUUGUGGUUUCAGUAUCAGUCUGCCACAGACAGUAGAAGCUCUACAAGGAUCCUGUGUUUUCAUACCCUGCACAUUUGAUAUUGAUCAACAAUAUGAAUAUUUACUCACUGAUAGUGCAAAGAGAAUGUGGUUUAAAGACGGUACAGUUAAAGUGUUUAACUCCAGCAGCCCCAACACUGGACUGUUAAAAGGAGAAAUAUUUGGCACUGCGACACAGAAAAACUGCAGCACACGCUUCGAUAAUGUCAGUCAGAGUCAUAAUGGGUCAUAUUACUUCAGAAUUGAGGCCAAUAGUGCACUGAAAUAUAGCUACAUAGCACCUACAUUCUCCCAAGUUCAAAUUGCUGUCUUAGGAUCUCCACCCAAACCCAUAGUGAGUGUCUUUAAGGAUCUGCAGGAGGUGAUGGAGGGAAGUUCAGUGAGUCUUCGCUGCUCUACUAAGAUCUUCUGUCCCUUUCAUUCACCAAAUCUCACAUGGAGCUCAUCUCUCAAUGAGAACAUCACAGAACGGCAGUAUCAGAACCAAACUGAGCUCAUCUCUGAUCUGAACUUCACAGUUUCUCACCGUCAUCAUGGAGUCACUUUCACCUGCACUGCAACACACCAGCUACAGCAGCAGAUCACAACACAGCAGUCCCAUAUGCUACGAGUUCAGUAUGCUCCUAAAAACACAUCGUUGUGGAUAAAUCCAGCUGGUUUAGUUGUGGAGGGUCGUUCAGUGACUCUGAGCUGCAGCAGUGAUGCAAACCCAGCAGUGAACUACACCUGGUACAGAGACACUGAAGAACUCCUGAAUCCAGUUCAGACCGGACCAAACCUGACCAUCAACACCGACCCGACACACAGUGGACGAUACUACUGUACAGCUCAGAACAAACACGGCACACAGAACACAUCAGUGCUGCUGGACGUCCAGUAUGCUCCUAAAAACACAUCUGUAACUGUAAAUCCAGCUGGUUUAGUUGUGGAGGGUCGUGCAGUGACGCUGAGCUGCAGCAGUGAUGCAAACCCAGCAGUGAACUACACCUGGUACAGAGACACUAAAAGACUCCUGAAUCCAGUUCAGACCGGACCAGACCUGAUCAUCAACAACACCAACCCGACACACAGAGGACGAUACUACUGUACAGCUGAGAACAAACACGGCACACAGAACACAUCAGUGCUGCUGGACGUCCAGUAUGCUCCUAAAAACACAUCUGUAACUGUAAAUCCAGCUGGUUUAGUUGUGGAGGGUCGUGCAGUGACUCUGAGCUGCAGCAGUGAUGCAAACCCAGCAGUGAACUACACCUGGUACAGAGACACUGAAAGACUCCUGAAUCCAGUUCAGACCGGACCAAACCUGACCAUCUACAAGACCAAUCCAACACACAGAGGACGAUACUACUGUACAGCUCAGAACAAACACGGCACACAGAACACAUCAGUGCUGCUGGACGUCCAGUGUGUUUUUUGUGGUUUCAGUAUCAGUCUGCCACAGGCAGUAGAAGCUCUACAAGGAUCCUGUGUUUUCAUACCCUGCACAUUUGAUAUUAAUCAACAAUAUGAAUAUUUACUCACUGAUAGUGCAAAGAGAAUGUGGUUUAAAGACGGUACAGUUAAAGUGUUUAACUCCAGCAGCCCCAACACUGGACUGUUAAAAGGAGAAAUAUUUGGCACUGCGACACAGAAAAACUGCAGCACACGCUUCGAUAAUGUCAGUCAGAGUCAUAAUGGGUCAUAUUACUUCAGAAUUGAGGGCAAUAGUGCACUGAAAUAUAGCUACAUAGCACCUACAUUCUCCCAAGUUCAAAUUGCUGUCUUAGGAUCUCCACCCAAACCCAUAGUGAGUGUCUUUAAGGAUCUGCAGGAGGUGAUGGAGGGAAGUUCAGUGAGUCUGCGCUGCUCUACUAAGAUCUUCUGUCCCUUUCAUUCACCAAAUCUCACAUGGAGCUCAUCUCUUAAUGAGAACAUCACAGAACGGCAGUAUCAGAACCAAACUGAGCUCAUCUCUGAUCUAAACUUCACAGUUUCUCACCGUCAUCAUGGAGUCACUUUCACCUGCACUGCAACACACCAGCUACAGCAGCAGAUCACAACACAGCAGUCCCAUACGCUACGAGUUCAGUAUGCUCCUAAAAACACAUCGUUGUGGAUAAAUCCAGCUGGUUUAGUUGUGGAGGGUCGUUCAGUGACUCUGAGCUGCAGCAGUGAUGCAAACCCAGCAGUGAACUACACCUGGUACAGAGACACUGAAGGACUCUUGAAUCCAGUUCAGACCGGACCAAACCUGACCAUCAACAAGACCAACCCGACACACAGUGGACGAUACUACUGUACAGCUCAGAACAAACACGGCACACAGAACACAUCAGUGCUGCUGGACGUCCAGUAUGCUCCUAAAAACAUAUCCGUGUCUGUAAAUCCAGCUGGUUUAGUUGUGGAGGGUCGUUCAGUGACUCUGAGCUGCAGCAGUGAUGCAAACCCAGCAGUGAACUACACCUGGUACAGAGACAUUGAAAGACCUCUGAAUCCAGUUCAGACCGGACCAGACCUGACCAUCAACAACAUCAAACUGACACACAGUGGACGAUACUACUGUACAGCUCAGAACAAACACGGCACACAGAACACAUCAGUGCUGCUGGACGUCCAGCAGACUCAUUUCUGUCUAUGACCUGCUGACUAUUAGCAUUUAAAGGUGUUCACACCUGUUUCUGUUUUCAUCAGGCUUUAGAUCCCAUCCAAAAAUGACUCAAAUUAUAUACUAAACUCAUCUUUUCUCUUUGGCUUUUGGUUCAGUGUUUAUCUAGAGUGUCCAUCAUAACUUUUACUGCAAAAUACGAUUCUACACAUGAAACAUGAAGACAAUAAACAUAUGAUUAUGAGGAAUCUUUUUUAUUAUUAUUAUUUGGUUUGGUGUUAUUUAUUUCUUUUAUAACUGGGUGUACCUUUGCCAUGUGACAGUUAAGAUGUGUUUGUGGAAAUUACUAUGUUGUGACAGUGAAACUUUUAGGAAUGCUUUAAAGUACAUACAAAUGUUGUUAAAUUGUACUAAGUGACAACUUAGAUAUUUGAGUUGAAUCAGCUUGAAAUUUUAAGGCAGCUGGGUUACUUACCCAUCUGUUAAGUUUAGCAAACACAAAUUUCUAAGUUGUUACUUAGUACAACUUAACAUUUCAAGUUGACUAAACUUAUUUUAGUUGACUGAACUUAAAAGUUUAAGGCAGCAGGGUAACAAAUUACUUUAAGCUGACUCAACAAAUUGUGUUUUUUAUUUUUUACAGUGUACCUUAAAAACGAUAACAAUGUCUGUUUUGAUAACUGAUGAUAACAAAUGUCUGUUUUGAUACUGUAUAUUGGUCAGGCUUGAACGUACAGUAAAAUGGGGACACUCCCAGGGACAGCUUCAGUUGGAGACUUAAUUCACUUAAUUUCCAGCGAUAUCGUAUACUAUUUGAACAGCUGCUUUGUCACAAUCUGUAUUGUUAAAAGCGCUAUAUAAAUAAAGGUGACUUGACUUGACUUGACUUGACUAGAGACAAAACACAGAAAACACACUGAAGGACACUGAAGGACUCCUGAAUCCAUUUCAGACUGGACCAGACCUGACCAUCAACAAGACCAAUCUGACACACAGUGGAUGAUACUACUGUUCAGCUCAGAACAAACACGGCACACGGAACACAUCAGUGCACUGACUGGACGUCCAACAGACUCACUUCUGUCUACAUCCUGCUGAUGAUUAACAUGUUAAGGUGAUCACACC
Messenger RNA from Labeo rohita (rohu), 3872 nucleotides. Its product is annotated as sialoadhesin-like. The record is from RefSeq and is a predicted model, not a curated record. Bases 69 to 2780 code for a protein of 903 amino acids. The transcript is spliced from 11 exons. NCBI's taxonomy places the organism in Eukaryota, Metazoa, Chordata, Actinopteri, Cypriniformes, Cyprinidae.